Tupaia belangeri chinensis (Chinese tree shrew) is the source of this 3053-nucleotide messenger RNA. It is a transcript of the gene RIOK1, whose product is annotated as RIO kinase 1. Bases 1029 to 2732 code for a protein of 567 amino acids. Gene Ontology annotation, molecular function: protein serine/threonine kinase activity; ATP binding. NCBI's taxonomy places the organism in Eukaryota, Metazoa, Chordata, Mammalia, Scandentia, Tupaiidae. The transcript is spliced from 21 exons. The record is from RefSeq and is a predicted model, not a curated record.
CGGACGUUGGGACGCCGCCGACGUGGCUGCUCGGGCCGCGGGGUGGGAUUGUGCCCGGCGGCCGGCGCUGAGCCGCGCGCUCCGCCCUCUGGAUUAAGGAGCGCUCUCCGCGGUCACUUUGAGUGACAGGCCAGCUAAUCUGAGUACCCUGAAGUGCUGGACUGGGCCAGUGUGAGCUGUCACAACAGAUGAUGGAACGAAUAAACUGGCACUUAUUAGGUGCUUACUGUUGUCAAUCACUGGGCCUUUGACAAACUAGUUGAUUUGUACAGCCACUGAAGACAAAAAUAAGAUCUCUCUUCGGUCCAAGGUAUAAUGUGUCAUUCAAGACCUCUCUCUACUGCAUAUUCGGCUAUCGUUUAGGAACGCCACGCUGAAAGUCAUAAUACCAAAUGGAUCCAUAGUUUCUUGGACCCGCCCUAAGGAUUCCGUGCUGCUCCUCGCCGCCCUCGGUUUCGAGGGACAGAGACGAACGCUUUCCAGCCUUUUCCAACAAGCGUUUUUACCAACUCGUAGCCAGGCUCCAGGCGCUCUAGAACUAGUCCCAGUGUGACGUCCGCCAGUGCCAGCCCUUCUCGGCCGGGAAAGGCGAGCCCGCCCAACCCGCCAGGGAGCGGCGUCGGCGUCUGUUUCCCCCGAGGACUGAAGUUACAAACAGCCCAGGAGAUAGCUGGUGCGCACUUUCGCGGAAGGAAACACAAAACUCCGCGCGGAAACUAAAGACUCCAAGCGGAAAAGCUAGCACGGGCUCGCGGAACGAUCGCCAGACGCCUCGUUUUGUCCCUUUCGCGCACCGUCCGGAGGAAAUUUACACGCUCAGCCCUGCGCAGGAGCGGGACUUCCGGUCCGUCAGGCUUCCGGUGGAGCAGCAGGGCGUUCCGGCUUUUGGUUCCGGGAAACGGCACGUGUCGGGCUCUUGUCUUGCGGGCGGUUGGGUCCGCCGCGGGCAAAUCCAUCUGCGUCGGGUUCCGGUCCAGGCGCGGAGCAGACGGCCUCCGCGGGAGCUGAGGUCUUCACGUGGGUCCGCCAUGGACUACCGGCGGCUGCUGAUGAGCAGGGUGGUUCCCGGGCAGUUCGACGACGCGGAGUCCUCGGGCAGUGAAAACAUCGACUUGACGAUAGUCAAAGAGGAGGACAACAUCCCGGCUGAAGAGCUUCAGCAUCCUGUGACCGAGAAGAAAGGUGAAGGUGUGACAGAUGAGGAAGAAGAGGAUUACGACGAUGAUGAUGAUUGGGACUGGGAUGAUGGUGUUGGAAGACUCACCAAGAGUUAUACCUGGCAUGGAGGGUGUAACUCACAGGCCAAUCGGCAGACUUCCAGCUGCAGUGCGGCUAAAAUGUCUACUCCGGCAGACAAGGUCUUACGGAAAUUCGAGAAUAAAAUUAAUCUAGAUAAGCUAAACGUUACCGAUUCUGUCAUGAAUAAAGUCACCGAAAAGUCUAGACAGAAGGAUGCAGAUAUGUGUCGCAUCAAAGAUAAGGCAGACAGAGCCACUGUAGAACAGGUGUUGGAUCCCAGAACGCGAAUGAUUUUAUUCAAGAUGUUGACUCGAGGGAUCAUAUCCGAGAUAAAUGGCUGCAUCAGCACAGGAAAAGAAGCUAAUGUGUACCAUGCUAGCACGCCAGAUGGGGAGAGCAGAGCAGUCAAGAUUUACAAAACUUCUAUCUUGGUGUUCAAGGAUCGGGAUAAGUACGUGAGUGGGGAAUUCAGAUUUCGUCAUGGCUAUUGUAAAGGAAACCCUAGAAAAAUGGUGAAAACUUGGGCAGAAAAGGAAAUGAGGAACUUGAUCAGGCUGAACACAGCAGAGAUACCAUGUCCAGAGCCGAUCAUGCUGAGAAGCCACGUUCUCGUCAUGGGCUUCAUUGGGAAAGAUGACAUGCCUGCACCGCUCUUGAAAAAUGCCCAGCUGUCAGAAUCCAAGGCUCGGGAGUUGUACCUGCAGGUCAUUCAGUACAUGAGAAGGAUGUACCAGGAUGCCAGGCUCGUCCAUGCCGAUCUCAGCGAAUUUAACAUGCUGUACCACGUUGGGGGCGUGUUCAUCAUCGACGUUUCUCAGUCUGUGGAGCAUGACCACCCCCACGCCUUGGAGUUCCUGAGGAAAGACUGCGCCAACGUCAACGAUUUCUUCUUGAAGCAUGGCGUGGCCGUCAUGACUGUGCGAGAACUCUUUGAAUUCGUCACAGACCCGUCCAUUACCCAAGAGAACCUGGAUGCUUACCUCUCGAAGGCCAUGGAAAUAGCAUCUCAGAGGACCAAGGAAGAAAGGUCUAGUCAAGACCAUGUGGAUGAAGAGGUGUUCAAGCGAGCGUACAUUCCCAGGACCUUGAAUGAAGUAAAGAAUUACGAGAGGGAUGUGGAUAUCAUAAUGAAGCUGAAGGAAGAGGACAUGGCCCUGAAUGCUCAGCAGGACAACAUACUGUACCAGACCGUCACAGGAUUGAAGAAAGACCUGUCCGGAGUUCAGAAGGUCCCAGCACUCCUGGAAAAGCAAGUGGAGGCGAAGACUGGUUCUGAUUCGGAAGAUGCCGGAAGCUCUGAGUGCUCUGACACCGACUCUGAAGACGCGGGGGACCACGUCCGCUCCAGGAAGCACGCCACUGACCCUGACGUUGAUAAAAAGGAAAGGAAGAAGGUGGUCAAAGAAGCCCAGCGAGAGAAAAGGAAAAACAAAAUUCCGAAACAUGUGAAAAAAAGAAAGGAGAAGACAGCCAAGACGAAAAAAGGCAGAUAGAACGGGGACCGCAUGACAUCCGGUCGCUUUCCGUCGGGGCUUUUCUUAGCUGAACUCCGAGCGUCAUCUGGGAAAGGGCUUACCAACUGUAACUGGUGUGCCGCACAGCGCUGUCUCCGAAGGCUCCUUGUAGGUUUCCAUGUAAUUAUGUAAAAAGCUCUACACCCUGGCGUUACAGCCAGUCACCACCGACUGCUAUUAACAGAGGGUUUAUUUAAGCUAUUUUAUAUCUUUUUUUUUUCUUCUUUUUUAGUUUUGCUACAGGGUGUGUGCACUUGCUGGAGAGAGAAGGAAAGUGACAAAGCACCAUGGGGAUUGGUC